Molecule: messenger RNA, 4503 nt
Organism: Colossoma macropomum (tambaqui)
Lineage: Eukaryota; Metazoa; Chordata; Actinopteri; Characiformes; Serrasalmidae
Gene: tmcc1b
Product: transmembrane and coiled-coil domain family 1b
Exons: 5
Coding region: 2058-3467 (469 amino acids)
Cellular component (GO): endomembrane system
Source: RefSeq, a predicted model, not a curated record
UUCAAAUCCUCCAGCCAGUAAAUCGGUCAAAAAUAUUGUAUUUAGUAUAUAGAAAUCUAUAUAAUGUAGUCCUAUCGCUAUUUUUAGUACUGUGAUGGAUCAUACACCGUCUUUUAUUUAUACAGUUAUUGAGAUUGACCUAUCUGUCAUUACUGUACCUGUCACUAUUGCUAGGGUAAAAAGGUUGUUGUAGGUGGAAAGCUUCACUAAUGAAAAUAAUUUAAGUGUAGAUAUCAGUCUGCUUCAUAACAGUAAUAUCUGGAUAAAGAUGCCAAGACUACUCUAGCCGAAUAUUUUAGCAUGUAGGCAGAGCUAGCUUUGUGAUGUACUAUAUACCAAAGUUUUGUACAGUCAUUUCAAAGGGUCGUAACCACUGACAUUUCAGAAGGACAUCACCAGCCUGGUUAGCCCCAAGCUUUUUUUAAAAGCCAGAAAUUUAACCUUGCAUGGAUUUGUCAUUGACAGCAAAAAGAAAGAAAAUAAGCUACUGUAUACAGUGCAACGUUUAAGGUAACGAUUGCAUAGGUAACAUGGUUAAAACAUUUACUUACUAAAGUUAGUUUCAGCUGAACCAUCUGCACAGCAUUAGCUUUUCACACACUCGUGUAGAGUCACACUGCUUAUUAUUAGUCAGUCAAACCAGCUCAGAUUACAGACUGUUAAUGUGUGAUAUAGAUGAAGUUGCUCAACUUUUAGCACACGUGACUUUUAGAAGUCACCCAGGCACAUGUUUUGACCAAAAUAUAUCCAGGCGCUCUGCUAAAGAGCUGAAAAGCGGUUAGCACUGGUUGCUAAGCAGUGAUUGGGGUUGACUAAAGUAAAAAGGGGUGGGUCUUGCAUGUCUGAUUGGCUUAGUUGCUGAUGUUGGCAGUGCAGUCAUACCCCUGCUCUGUAGUAUGGUACACAGCUUUUAUUGCAUACUGAAUGCUGUACUGUAUACUACUGAUGAUGAGUAGCAUGCAGUAUACAGUAUAUACUGGUGCACUGUGCACAAUACUUAUUGUUAUUAUUGUUGUUACAUUAAUCUCACUACAAAUUGGGUCUUGUUGAUCAACUGCAUAGCAAAUCAAAUCCAAACAAAAUUCUAAACUAGACAGUUACUUUACCUUACAAGUCCCUUAACACCAGUCACUUGUUCUGCAUAGGGCAAGACAGAGCUUGGAAUUGAAGUCUGUUUUAUGACCUCAAACCGCAUACUAACAAUUUAUGUGGCAUCUAAUUAUAAAUGUGGUAAUAUAUACUCACAGUAGUUGGUUCAAGACAAAUCAGAAGGGUUGCAGUAGCACUAUGAAAGCUUUUGUAGGCCAGGCAAUAGACUCUUUGUGUCAGUGGUUCCCUCCCUUCCCUCGGUUUCCUUCUGACCGACUGUAACCCAGGCUAGCAUUACAUUCAGUAGAUAAUCAGAUCUACCUCUCGAUUUCUGUCCAGAGGAUAAUUUGCUUUUUAUGCCUUCAUGAAGUAUAUGGCUGUGUUAUCUUGGACUUCAGCUAAGUAAGAGUAGAGAGAGGCCUUCUGUUUUGAUGAAAGCUUUGGUUUAUUGAUUUUUCUCAGUGUACUUGGAGAAAGCGAGUUGGUGCUUUUGGCACAUUGGUUCAUUUACUGGAAGGCUGAUGUGUUCCUGUCUUAUCUUUUGAUUAAUGAAGGCAAUAUUCCUGAUAACUGGGUUGGAUCUUUUUGUUCUGCAUGUGUGCGUUCAUCUGUGUGGAUGGUCAUAGUUCAACUCAAGCAGAACAUGUCUAUCCUUAGCAUUUCACACAAUUUAUUUCCUAAUGAUUUUGUAAGUAGCUCUUUUUAAAAUUUAUAUUUCAAAUGAAUUUAAUAAUUUUUACUGUUCUGUUUUAUUAUUGCUUGAUCUGAGCAUUUCCUGAUUUCUUUCUCCUCCAGAUUUGAUGUAGAGCAGUAUGCCAGUUCUUUAUCAGUGAUAUGAGCUUCAGCCAUUAUCUCUGAGCAUUUGAGGACUCUUGUCAUAGUGCAGAGGUCCAAACAGUCAAUAGUCUCUCCACAACUGCAGGGCCACAGAUACAGUAUAUGAAAGGGCGGCUGCAGGGUUCUCCAUUAUGGCUUGUGACGGGAGCGAGCUCAAACUUAUGGUGGAUCGUCUGGAGGUGACCGGCCCAGCUGUAUCACCCAACGCUCUGUCCAGCAGCUCGGACGGUGGCCCGUAUGGUGUGGACUCUGUGGACGGCACCCCAGACCCACAACGUACCAAGCAGGCCAUCGCCCAGCUGCAGCAGAAGAUCCUCAAGCUGACUGAACAGAUCAAGAUCGAGCAAACUGCCCGUGACGACAAUGUGGCUGAGUACCUGAAGCUGGCCAACAAUGCUGACAAACAGCAGAGCGCACGCAUCAAGCAGGUGUUUGAGAAGAAGAACCAGAAAUCAGCUCAGACCAUCCAGCAGCUGCAGAGGAAGCUGGAGCACUAUCACCGCAAACUUAGGGAGGUGGAGCACAACGGGAUACCACGUCAGCCCAAAGAUGUACUACGGGACAUGCACCAAGGGCUAAAGGACGUUGGGGCCAAGGUGACGGGUGGCCUUUCCAGCUUCUCCCAGGCCACUCACUCAGCAGCGGGUGCCGUGGUGUCCAAACCCCGUGAGUUUGCCUCUCUCAUUCGCAACAAGUUUGGCAGCGCGGACAACAUUUCAGCCUUGAAGGACUCUCUGGAUGAGACUCAGGGUGAUGAGACCAUGUCGGGGGCGGGGCCGUCAGGAGCUAGAGCCCUGGCACCUGGCCAGUUGCAGUCCAGUCCCAAGUAUGGCAGUGAAGACGACUGCUCCAGUGCCACUUCAGGUUCAGGGGGGGCCAACAGCACCACAGGGGCUCCAGGAGGUCCCCCUAGCUCCAAAGGCAACACCCUGGAGCUUGGCCAAAGCUCAGGCUUCGAUGCACUGUUUCACGAGAUUCAGGAGCUGAGAGAAAACCAGAGUAGAUUGGACGAGUCAUUUGAUAGCCUGAAGAGCCACUAUCAGAGGGACUACACCCUCAUCAUGCAGGCUCUGCAAGAAGAGCGAUUCAGGUGUGAACGUCUAGAGGAGCAGUUGAAUGAUCUUACAGAACUUCACCAGAAUGAAAUUUUAAAUUUGAAGCAGGAGUUGGCCAGCAUGGAGGAAAAAAUCGCAUACCAGUCUUACGAACGAGCCAGAGACAUACAGGAAGCACUGGAGGCCUGCCAAACACGUAUAUCUAAGAUGGAGUUGCAGCAGCAACAGCAGCAGGUGGUCCAAUUGGAAGGUUUGGAGAACGCCACGGCACGCACUUUACUUGGGAAACUCAUCAAUGUACUUCUAGCCGUCAUGGCGGUCCUGCUGGUGUUCGUCUCCACAGUGGCAAACUGCGUGGUCCCGCUGAUGAAGACGCGCAGCCGCACUCUGUCCACCUUGCUCCUAGUUAUCCUCCUGGCCUUUCUCUGGCGGAACUGGGAGGCCUUGUCACUGUAUCUGGACCGUUUCCUGCUGCACCCAAGAUGACCUGCAGGGGAAGAGCUCACAUAAUGAAGGGACAGAAGAGCGGGGUGUAACAAAGAGGGCAGAGACUGGUGCGCUGCCUCAGCUGCUCUGAGCUCAGAGGGACGGGGCUCAAUGGAGACUGAUAUGAAGGGAGAUCUCAGACUUUUUUUUUUUUGGUUUUUUUUUUUUGGUUUUUUUGCUAUUUCCUUACCCAAGGAGUGAAUUUGUUUACAUUUUGAUGAAGACCUUUUUUCCAGCAACAGGAAAUAUUGUAAUGCUGAGUUUCUUUUCUUUUCUUUUCUUUUCUUUUCUUUUCUUUUGUUGUUGAAAGUGAUGCAAGUUGUGUUGCUUGAUGUCCUUGUAAUUAUCGUCAGAAUAUACAUUUAUGCAAAUAACUGGGAUCUGGUUUUGCAACGCGGAAAUAACAUCAGAGUGUUUUGAAUGCAAACAGCACAUAUAUCCUCCUCAUCAGCAUAACUUUGGUCACUCUCACCACUCACCCCCCCCCCUUUUAAGAUUAGCUGUCCGCCGUGCUUUUAGUCUCUACUUUCCUUAACCAUAUUUUCCUCUCUUUCUCAUCUCACAGUCUGUAUUUCUCCAAUUUUUUCCGCCUUUCUUUCUGCUUGUGUGCUCUUUACGUCACAGUCUUCUUUCUCCUCUUUAUGAUCCUUUGCUGCUGACAGGACCUCUGCAUAGUCAUCACUGGAUGAAGGAACAGAUGAGUUAUGUUGGUGCACAUGAGUUCCUGAGUUUGAUUAGCUGGGCCUUAACGGACUGGGCCACGGAAUAGGAGCAUUCUUGGCCUGUGGAAAACCCAGGCUGCCUCGCCUCGCCUCCUCAUCUCUAGCCCCGUGUCCCGUGCCCCUGUUGGCCUGCUCUCAUGGAGGCACUCCCUCCAAAUCGUGAACAGAAUGAACAUACUUGAAGAGCUAGAAAGGCUCAAAGACUCUCAGUGCUUCCGUACUGUUUCUUAUAGCGACAAUGAAAUAGUCCUUUUUAGUUUUUAUUUUUUAUUUUUUAAAACUAAAUGAAUAAACGGGCUGUUUUAAAAGUGAAA